CAAAUAUAGUAAUAUAGGUUAGGUUAAGUUUCAAAAUUCAAAAUAGAAAAUAAGUGUAGUAUAAAAACAAUUUUCAGAAUGAUAUAAAUGUUAAAUGAUGGAUAAACUAUUGAAAACUAAUAUUAAAAUAGUAACCCGACUAUUAUUUGAGGGAAUUGUAAAACCAACCGAAUUAGUUAAUUUAUCUUUAAAGAAAAUAGCUGAAGAGAAACAUUUCAAUGCCUUUAUAACAGUGACGUCAAAAGAAGCUAAAUUUUUGGCCGAAAAAUGUGAAAAAAGAUAUUUAGAAAAAAAACCUGUCUCUGAUUUAGAUGGUGUUCCUAUUGCAAUAAAGGACAAUUUUUGUACAGAAAAUAUUAAAACAACAUGUGCUUCAAAAAUGUUAGAGAACUUUGUUCCUGCCUACAAUGCUACCGUUUGUCAAAGAUUGUUAGAUGCGGGGGCAGUUUUAGUAGGCAAAACCAAUUUAGACCAAUUCGCUAUGGGUUCUGCUACUAUAGAUUCUUCACAUGGACCUACGAAGAAUAUUUGGAAAUUUGAUAAUGAAAACUUUUAUAUUGCAGGAGGUAGUAGUGGAGGUAGUGCUGUAGCAGUGGCAACUGGUACAUGUUUUGCUGCAAUAGGAUCAGAUACUGGUGGCUCUACAAGGAAUCCAGCGUCUUACUGUGGCCUUGUUGGUUUAAAACCCACAUAUGGGUUAGUUUCACGUUUAGGAUUGAUUCCUUUGGUAAAUUCAAUGGAUGUUCCUGGAAUUUUAGCAAGAACUGUUGAUGAUGUGGUUUCUGUAUUGAAUGUUAUAGCUGGUUAUGAUGAAAAAGAUUCGACUUCACGUUCUAAACCGUUUAGAAAGAUUAGAUUACCUCCUGCUUCAAAGAUGAGCAUUAAAGGCCUUAAAAUAGGCAUACCUGUAGAAUAUAACUGUGAAUAUUUAAGUCAAGAAGUGGCAGACACUUGGAAUGAUAUUGCUACGAUGUUAAAGAAUGAAGGUGCUAUAGUAAAACAAGUGUCGAUGCCCAACACAGAAUACAGUAUUGUAUGUUAUUCAAUUCUAAAUCAGUGUGAAGUUGCUAGUAAUAUGGCCAGAUAUGAUGGUAUUGAAUAUGGAUUUCGGGCUGAUGAAGAUUCUUCCACUGAAAAAUUAUACGCCACUAAUCGAAAAAUUGGUUUCAAUGAAGUUGUAAAAAGUAGGAUAUUGUGUGGCAAUUAUUUUUUACUUACCAGAAAUUACGAUAAGUAUUUUACUAAGGCUCUUAAGACUCGAAGGUUGAUAUCGAACGAUUUUGACAACGUUUGGGACGAAGUUAGUUUGCUAUUAACCCCAACGACAUUAACAGAAGCACCAUUGUACAAAGAUUAUUUGCAAAAAGCUAACCACUAUAAGUUAAAUGAAGAUUAUUGUACACAAGCAGCGAAUAUGGCAGGAAUACCAGCUGUGUCUGUACCAAUAAAAUUAUCGAAAAACGGACUGCCAUUGAGUGUGCAGCUAAUGGGAAAAAAUUUAAGUGAACCUGUCCUACUAGCUGUGGCAAAAUAUAUAGAAAAUAUCGUCAAAUUUCCACAUUUUCAAUAUGAAACUUGAAUUUUCGAAAGAGCGUUUUUUACAUAGAUAAAGAAUAAAUGUUAUUUUACUAAUGAUGAUAAAAUAACAUAUAAAGCUGAUGUUUCGAUAAAUCGCAUUUUGUUAUAUAUUUUUAUUUAGCAAUUCUAAGUACGUAGGCGCUGUUUUACCCUAGCUUUAUUGGGCUUGACAUAUACUGCCUUCGAUCAUGGUGGACUGUAUGCAAAGUAGACUACCUGGGGUGAAGGCCUUAUGCUCCACCCUGUAGCCUCUGGAUGAUAUUCUUGAAGUUCUAGUUGAAGCACUGGGUGUAUUAAAAUAAAACCAUCACCCUACUUUUGAUUUAUUCACUACUUGAUACUUUCACAUUUAACACAUUUACAACUUUGUUACAUAAAAUUAUUGAUAAGUUACAUAUUAGCUUUUAUAAAUCAAAUCGCACAAUGCUUGAAAUUGAUUACCGCGAAUGCCGGCUUUUUAGGUUAAAGUUUUUGCGACUUGUUGCUUGUUCGACUGACAAAGCGAAAGUCAUUUUUAGUUUUUUUGCUGCCGUUUUCUCUAAUUGGUUCUCUAGUCUCGUAUGAUUGCACGCGAUACUAUUGUUUUUUAAGAUCUCUCUUAUGAUUGGGUGAAAAAUCUCGCGUGACUAGCUUUAACUGUUCGCGAAGUAGCAGGUGUCUUUGAAGGUUACUUGAAAGUUAAAAAGGGUGGUUAUUGCACAACUUUGGAUAAUUGGUUUAUACAGGGAGUGUCUAUUUAGUAUUUUAUUCUUUUUUAUUUGUUAAGUGCGGAGGUUUAUACAGUGUGUCUAUUUAGUAUUUUAUUCUUUUUUGUUUGUUAAAUGCUGAUUUAGAUUAAUCUGCCCUGCAGAUAGAACACGUUAAAUGUCAUUUCAACAGGCGCUAUGCUUUUUUUAUUUAAAAUUAAAUUUAGCGUUUGAAACAAAAAAGUGUUUGACUGAAAGCCAUGAGCAUUUCCUAAAUGGGAAUGUAUCCACUGCAAGAUACGAUGAUUUUGUAAUUUUUGGGUUCUCCUUUUUUAUUUGACAAAUAUAAUUUUGAUGAGCAAUGAAAAUCAAAUGUGAAAAAAUCACUGCAGGAUUUACGUAUAAACUACACAAGCUAUAGCAGGGUCUACUUGGGAGCCUUAAAAAAAAUUGUUGGAGUGAGCAAUUCUCAUAAGACACACAACCAAACUUAUA
This is a messenger RNA of Psylliodes chrysocephalus, 2759 nucleotides long. The record is from the annotation of a GenBank genome assembly. NCBI's taxonomy places the organism in Eukaryota, Metazoa, Arthropoda, Insecta, Coleoptera, Chrysomelidae.